Messenger RNA from Nasonia vitripennis (jewel wasp), 1095 nucleotides. RefSeq lists its product as uncharacterized. Lineage: Eukaryota; Metazoa; Arthropoda; Insecta; Hymenoptera; Pteromalidae. The transcript has 2 exons. The coding region runs from base 146 to 835 and encodes 229 amino acids. The record is from RefSeq and is a predicted model, not a curated record.
AUCUAUGAAUAGCAGCAGAUUGGGGGACACGUAAUCUUGCUACGUAUAGAGUCGAUAACGCGAUCAGUCUAGUCUCGCAGUUCACGCAGUGAACACUGUGGUUCAAACGUAAAUAUUUACGCGUUCCAGUGUAUCCAUCAUCAUCAUGUUUCCAAAAUCGUUGCUCGUCAUUGUUGCAUUCGUGUGCAGCGUGUGUGGCGAGUCCAAAAUAAUGGUUAGCGUGACCAACGAGACGCAGGUGGACCUGCAGACCUACUUGGCGGACCUGCAGGUGGCUGCGGCCUCGGCGCAGUACUCUACGAACUUGAACGCGCGACUAGUUAACAUGCUACAGGAGUUGCUGGCACAGAAGAGGGUUAACUGCAAUUGUUCCGGAGAAAAUUCCAAGCAAGCUUACAGAGAGAAAGCUUUUCCUUUACCCAAUUAUGCGUACGUGGAUAACAGUAGCGUCGGGUUCAAGCUAUACCGGGAGCGACUCACGUGGAACGAGGCGAGGAAGUCGUGCAGAAGGGAAAAGUCCGACCUUGCGGUACCGAGGAGUUUUUUGGAGUAUGAAACGAUGGUUAAAUUGCUGGAACAGCCAAGCUGGCAAGUGAAAUGGAUACCAGCAUUUCUGGGUCUUCACCAUCUGUAUGGAAAGGACGACUGGCUGACUGUUUCGGGUGAACCCGUGCCUCAGUGGAUUAAUCAUAAACAUAACCUUAUUGCAACAGAACGACCGUCAGUAAAUCGCGUGGCGCCAGAUGGUCACUGCACCGCCAUCGAUGGAAAUUUAAAACUCAUGAGUAUAGACUGCAAUACACCGUUUUCGUAUAUUUGCGAAAUUCGACCUUGAAAAGAAACCGACGAUGAUGAAAUGCUAACGUUCGUAUAUUGCUUACGAAUUAUGGUGGGAAUGACAUUCGACGAUUCUAAUAAAAGUUAAUUGAAGCAGCAAUUGCAGCGGUGAAUUAGAGUAUAAAUUGACUGGUCUUUGCUUCCUCAGUGUCCUCGUCAGUGGCCCAAUUGCUUAUUAAUCUAUUUUUCAUUUCUCGGCAUUAAAAAAUGACCAUCACAUUUUGGAAGCAAUAAAAAUUCGAAUCUACUCGCAUCCCA